UUAACUAAAAGAUGAGAGGUCUAUUUGUAAAUAAUUUCCACACCCGCCGGCAGUUGCCGUAUCGCUUUACACGCGCUGUUUGUUCCUAAAUCACCACCACCGUCUUUAUCCUUCUUCCUCAUUUCUCAAACCUCCCCAUUUUUCCUUCUUUCAAAACCUUAAGAUCUAGCUAGGGCUCUUCCCCAAAUUCAAAUUAAAAAAAAAAAAUCCUAUCUUUGGGUAAAGGGCUUUUUCAAAUUCUUCAAUGGCGAUCAUCGGAGACGCGUUGCGUCAAGCGUUUAUGCCGAAGCAAGAAUACGAGAGCCUCAGGGAGGAAGACAGAGCCUGGAUUAAGCUCCAGAGGCCUGUGCUAACGUCGAUCGUGGCUUUCCUUUGCUUCGUCAUCUUCACUUGCACCGUCGUCAGCUUGAGAAUCGUGUUCCCUUCGAAUGUCCUGAGGAGGCCCUUCUGCAGCGACGUAAAGGUUCAGCCUUUGCCUACGUAUGGGAAGGCUCGCGACUCCGAUCUGUUUCCUGGGGCUUUUUACUUGACGGAUCAGGAGACUGUUGAUUUUUACUGGAUGGUUGUUUUCGUUCCGUCGACGAUGGUCUUCCUUGUGUCGUCUGUUUAUCUUGUUGCUGGAAUUUUUGUGGCGUAUUCCGUCCCUCACCGUCACUGGUUUCUCAAAGUAGUUGAAAAUAACUACUGUGCUUCAAGAAGAGGUGGGGUUCGUUGCUUGUCAAUUCUGAAUGUAGUGUUUGCUAUCAUCUAUGGUCUCCUCGCUAUAUUUCUCGGCUCAACCCUCCUGACACUAGGAAGCAGCUGUUCUAUGCCAUUGUUUUGGUGCUACGAGAUAUCUUCAUGGGGUUUGGUAAUCUUGUAUGCUGGAACUGCUUUCUGCCUUAGAAGAAGAGCCGCUUUAACGAUAGACGAAGGAGAGUUUGGUAACAGAAAUCAUCAGGGCUUGGAGAUGCUUGAAGCCAAUCCUUUGGUAUUCACGCCAGAGGUUGAAAGACGAGUGAACGAGGGCUUUAAAGCAUGGAUGGGUCCAUCUUUGUUAUCAUCUGAUGAAGAAGAAGAUGAAUCCGAGUUUUACAACGAAGUUCCUAAUGUAACAGCUCAUACUCUCUCUAGCAGGCAAAGAUCUUGAAUAUUGAACAGAAGAAUAUGAAGUAUGACACUUUCUUAGUCCUCCAAAGAUGGGUUGCUUCAGAGUGUGCUCACCCGAGUUUAUGGACGGAUCAUGAGAAGAUUGUAAUCGGAAGAUAAAAUCAGAGCGGUUAGCAAUGUCCUAGUUGUAGAUAUUAUUACAUCAUCAAGAAUGGGGUUUGCUUCUGUCGUUGACCAGUUAUUGGUCGCUUUUGAUCCUGUUUACAUUAGCUAUUUCAGGAGGCUAGGCCAGCUUAUUUGUGUUUUGUAACCCAUUCAUGAAUUAAAAGUUAAUUUCUUGAGAAAAAAGUAUAUUUUCACUA
Messenger RNA from Brassica rapa (field mustard), 1451 nucleotides. RefSeq lists its product as uncharacterized. NCBI's taxonomy places the organism in Eukaryota, Viridiplantae, Streptophyta, Magnoliopsida, Brassicales, Brassicaceae. The record is from RefSeq and is a predicted model, not a curated record.